Camellia sinensis is the source of this 1265-nucleotide messenger RNA. RefSeq lists its product as uncharacterized. The record is from RefSeq and is a predicted model, not a curated record. NCBI's taxonomy places the organism in Eukaryota, Viridiplantae, Streptophyta, Magnoliopsida, Ericales, Theaceae.
UGGUGAUGAUAAGUGGAGAAGUGAGCCAAAUUUUGAAGCUCAGUGUAUUUAGGCCAUGGCCGGAGCAACGGGAAGAAUUCCGAUGAGUCGCCGGAUUUUGAUGUGUGAUAAUUAUGAAAUUAAGCAUUCUGGUGAGUCUGCAAUGAGUUUGUCUGAUACAAUUUUUGAGUUUCUUGAUGAAUGCUGUGAUGGAUCGACUGAAACUACUUAUAGUCAUUGCUAUGGUGAGAAUGAAGAAAUAGAUGAAGAUGAUGAGAAAGAAAACACUAAAAAUGGUGAAGAUAACAAGGCUUUCUGGGAAACCCAACACCAACUUCUACAUGACACAUUGUGUAGGAGUAGUUCGUUGGAAUCAAGGAUCAGAAAUGCCACCAAGGAAGCUCUCAAAGAGGCACAAAUGGGAGGAGGGUUUUGUGUUUGCCGGAGACCGGUGGCGGGUGGUUGCCGGAGUUGCCUGGUGAGGGAGAUAUGCGGCCGCCUUCAAAAGGCCAGUUUCAACAGUGCAAUUUGCAAAUCCAAGUGGAAGAGUUCUCCAGACAUCCCCUCAGGUGAACACACAUUUCUGGAUGUUGUGGACAACUCAAAUUCAAAGAAUCAAGAGAUCAGAGUGAUAAUUGAGCUAAAUUUCCGAGCCGAGUUCGAGGUUGCAAGAGCAAGUGAAGAGUACAACAAGCUCAUUAGAAAACUACCAGAGGUGUUUGUUGGGAAAGUUGAAAGACUACACAACUUAAUCAAGGUCUUGUGUUGUGCAGCCAAGAAGUGCAUGAAAGAGAACAAAAUGCACAUGGGUCCAUGGAGGAAGUAUAGGUAUAUGCAAGCAAAGUGGCUCGGCACGUGUGAAAGGACAACGUGGACACCGCCCUUGUCGACAGUGUGCCCUGGCAGUGCACCUAGGCCACGGAGGGCGUCCAUGUUGACAGUAGAUUUGUUGGAGAACUUGCCCAACUUGCACCGGACGGCUGUUCAAGUUUUGUGAUUGGAGAUCAUGGUUUUAAAUAUCACUUGACGUAUGACUGGUUCUGAUUCGUAGCGGUUUAGAGUCGAUUCAGAGCUGAUAAAGGCUAGUUUAGUUGUUAUACAAUUAAAGCUUUUUUUGCUAUUGAUGGUUUUAAAAAAUUUACAAUGGUGAGGUUUUGCUUAUUCUCUUGUUUGUGUACUACGGAUAGGUACGUAUAUAGAGUUGUGAGUGUAUCAUCAGAUGUGAACAGAAAAUAAUCAUAACAUUUUGCUGGUGGAUUUGAACAAGAUUUGUGUCAAGUUGCUUA